Messenger RNA from Trachymyrmex cornetzi, 508 nucleotides. RefSeq names its product membrane-bound alkaline phosphatase-like. The transcript has 3 exons. Gene Ontology annotation, molecular function: alkaline phosphatase activity. The record is from RefSeq and is a predicted model, not a curated record. Gene Ontology annotation, biological process: dephosphorylation. Bases 2 to 508 code for a protein of 168 amino acids. Lineage: Eukaryota; Metazoa; Arthropoda; Insecta; Hymenoptera; Formicidae.
GAUGCGGCGCUAUCCACUGCAUAUCAACGUCGCCCUCACCGUCGUGUUACUGGCGAUGUGUGCAACCGUGCGGGCCGGCAAACGAGAGAGGGAGGCCUGGUAUGAAACGGCAACGCGGGCGAUCGAGACGCGGAUCAGGGAGGCAGCGAGUACCAGCGUCAGCGGCACGACGCCGCCGACUGGGAUGGCACGCGGUGUCGUCCUCUUCGUCGGCGACGGCAUGGGGAUGAGUACCCUCACAGCGGCGAGGAUUCUCGCAGGUCAGCGUCACGGGAACCCAGGUGAAGAGACGCAACUCGCGUGGGAGAGCUUCCCGGCAGUGGCGUUGGCGCGGAUCGGUACAUUGAACCGGCAUACGGAAUGUAACAAUGUUCCGUACUCGUACAUCACUAAUGAAAUGUUAGAAUUAUGGUUUCGCGUAACAAUGCAACGAGAUAACGUCGAUGCGCGUCGACAUACCAUGGAUGGUACGUUGGUCGCGAAGAUCAUAUACAUUCCACUAGACUAA